This is a messenger RNA of Linepithema humile (Argentine ant), 696 nucleotides long. RefSeq lists its product as uncharacterized. Lineage: Eukaryota; Metazoa; Arthropoda; Insecta; Hymenoptera; Formicidae. The record is from RefSeq and is a predicted model, not a curated record.
UCAACUUGGAUCUAUUAUUCAUAUAUAAAUGACAAAAAUUUAAAGCAGAAACGAGAGAAAUUUGCAUAAAUUUUUUAAUUUUUGUUAAAGUAUUGUUUCCUUUAUAUUGUGAAAUGUGGACGAAUAUUUUAGAUCUUCCAAUCUAUGACUGCAAGAUACUAUCGAUUUUUAUUUUCGUCGAAUUAUGUAUUGUGGCCUUCUUGACUAUUCUUCAUCAUAAUGAAAUAAUGGAAUUAAAAAAGCGCAUUUUGCCUACAACAAUAUUAACGGUUCUUUCGGAAAACCACAAAGAUGCAGAUAAACAUCUUCAAAAGCUCACGGAUAAGCUUACGGAGAAAAAGCGAGUGUUUCAGCGAUAUCGUACUGAAAUAAAGAAUCUAGAGAACAUUUUAAGCGACGUUGAAAACAAGACUCUAUCGUACCGAGAUCGCUACAGAUUCGUAAUGACAGCUUUGAAGAAAGAUGUUCGUAAAACGGAAAUUGAGAUGAAGAUGUUGCAUGGUCAUAUUUCAAAACUGUCUUUCCGACGAGAGGAGCUAAAGAAUGAAGUAUUAAAGCAAGGUGAAGAUUAUCGGAGAUUAAUUGAUAACUUUGCUAAAGAUUUGGGGCACAAUGAAGUAAUUUUCUCUAUGUUAAUUUAAAUCACCCUUUUAACGACUUAUUUAUAAGUUUGAUAUCGUGCUUAUUCCAGUGAUU